GCGGGCCCAGUGCGCAUGCUCGCGCCGGCCCGGGGGCGGGGCGAGGGACCCACCGGCUGCCGGAUCUGCAGGGAGGCGGUGUCUCAGGUCAACGGACAUAAGGACUGAGCAAACAAGGAGCUGAUUGACGGUCUUUAGAAGAGCAUCGAUGGAGCGUCUGUGGUGGAGAUAAAUGCCAGAUUGCUGAUGAUGAAGGGUGAAAGGUUGCGAGAAGGUGGAGACAAAACUAUGAGUGGAGGAUCUCAAGUCCACAUUUUUUGGGGUGCCCCAGGUGGUCCACUGAACAUGACAAUGUCACAGGAGCGAACUUCUUUAAUAUCCAAUGAUGACCGCUGGAAAAAAAUUCAACUUUUGUACAAUCACCGUUCUUUACAUCCGAGGGAUGAAAAAGGCAUGCACGAAACUCUUGAAGACUAUCAAGUCCUAGAAGCUGUUGGCCCUCCAGAUCUCCCUCGUGGUCAUUUUUUAACAAAGGCAAUGAAUGAACCUGUUCAUGUGAAAGAAGACUUUACACAUUGUAUUUCUGAAGCGGAGACUGGAAUAUCCCAGAAGAGUCACCUCUUAGGGGUGAGUGAUGUAACUAGUUCUGAUGUGCAAAUACGUGAACUUAAGGGCAGAGUUCAGCAUUUAACUGAAGGAGAAAAGUAUCCAAAGCUUUUCGGUGACAAUAAGAAAAUCACAGAUGAACAGCACAAAGAUCAGUCAAAUACAUGUGGUCAAAACUUUCACAAAAAUGUCUUUCAGUUAGAUCAUAAGCAUGCCGCUGCACUGGAUUUGGUCUGUGGCACAGAACACAUUCAUACAGGGCCGGGAGCUGUUGAAACAGAAUGUGUGCCAACUGGACAUUAUGAGGGACAAAACCAGUGUCUGGGGUUCUUUUCCUUGAAGAUGGAAGAUAAGCCAAGGUCUGAACCUGUUAGAAGGGUCUCAGACCUUAAAAUAUCUACUGAUACUGAAUUUCUUAGUAUAAUGACUGCCAGCCAGGUUGUUCUUUUAUCUCAGAGGAAGUAUAAAGGACAAAAUUCUAGAAAUAAAGGGCCCAUAAGUGUGGAGAGUGAACCAAAGGCAAGUCAUGGGGAAAUAAGGAUAACUGAAGAUAAUUCGAUUCAGCCUAAUAAUGAUUUUGCAGGAGAUGAAUGUGGACAAAACCAAGCACGUUCCCUUGAACUCUUCAGUCCUGUUUGUCCUGAAACAAAAAGUGGUGACACUCAUGUGAAGCCUGAUAAACGUCUUGAAGAAAAUAUAGGAUCCCAGGAACUUUUCAAUUUUGAAGACAAAGUGCCCCCCAGUGAUGUAUGUAUUGAGUCCUAUUGCUCAGGAAUACUGUGUUCCCAACUAAAUACCUUCCACAAAAGUUCUACUAAAAGAAGUUGGACCUCUGAAGAUAAAUUGGGCCAUUCCAAAGCUCUGUCUAAAGCCUUCCAACCAUCCAAGAAAAUUAAGUUGGUUUCUGAUGCAAGAGAUCCUACUGCAGCAGUGGGCCAGAGGCGUGUGUCUAGUUUUAAGGGGAUUAAAAAGACAUCAUUAAUAAAAAAUUGUGAUUCUAAAGGUCGGAAGUAUAAUUGUUUAGUCAUGGUAUUAUCUCCAUGUCAUGUGAAAGAAAUAAAUAUAAAAUCUGGGCCAAAUUCUGGCUCUCAAGUGCCUUUAGCAACGAUUGUGGUAACUGACCAAUCAGAAAUUAAGAAGAAGGUCGUUCUGUGGAGGACUGCAGCAUUUUGGGCACUUACAGUGUUUCUUGGAGAUAUAAUUUUGCUCACAGAUGUUACUGUUCAUGAAGAUCAUUGGGUUGGUGAGACAGUACUACAAUCAACUUUUAGCAGUCAGUUAUUAAAUCUUGGGAGUUACCCGUCUGUCCAGUCUGAAGAAUAUUCCAAGAUAGUCAGUGAUGCCGUACUUCGAGACUUACUGGCAUACGUGUCUUCAAAACAUUCCUAUCUCCGAGAUCUUCCUCAGAGGCAGCCUCAGAAAGUGAGCAGUAUAGAAUUUGUAGAAUUGGAGGAGCUGCAGCCGGACAUGUUAGUCCAUGCGGUGCUGAGGGUUGUUGAUAUCACUAUACUGACAGAGGCAUUAUACAGUUAUAGAGGACAGAAGCAAAGGAAAGUUAUGUUAACAGUGGAACAGGUCCAAGGUCAACAUUAUGUGCUUGUAUUAUGGGGUCCUGGAGCAGCCUGGUACCCUCAACUUCAAAGGAAAAAAGAUUAUAUUUGGGAAUUUAAAUAUCUUUUUGUUCAGCGCAAUUACAUCCUAGAAAGCUUAGAAUUGCAUACAACAUCUUGGUCAUCCUGUGAGUGCCUGUUUGAUGAUGAUAUAAGGGCGGUUAAAUUUAAAGCAAAAUUCCAAAAAAGCAUGCCCUCCUUUGUGAAGAUGUCAGAUUUGGCAACACACUUAGAGGACAAGCGUUCAGGAAUGAUUCUAAUCAAAGCCCAGAUUUUAGAGCUAGUAAUACCUGUUACAGCAGCUCAGAAGAUAACUCUGAAUGCCCACAGCUCCCUGAGGAGCAUCUUCUCUUCCCUUCCUGACAUCGUAUAUACUGGCUGUGCAAAGUGCGGAUCGGAACUGGAAACUGAUGGGAAUAAGAUCUAUAAACAGUGCUACAGCUGCUUGCCCUUUACGAUGAAGAAGCUGUACUACAGGCCAGCUUUAAUGACCAUCACUGAUGGAGUACAUAAGGUGUGCGUCCAUGUAGGAUCAGAGCUGAUUGAGAAGAUGCUACUCAACAUUUCUCCUGACUGGCUCAGCAGAGUUGUCGCCCCUUCGUCAGAGGUCACGUACGGCAUGGUCGCCGCGGACCUGUUCCACGCGCUGCUGGCAGGCGGAGGGGCGCCUUGUGCGGUGAAGCUGCAGAGCCUCUUUGUGCUGGAUGAAAACAGCUUCCCCUUGCAGCAAGAGUUCUCCCUCCUGGAUGUCUAUCCGGACGGCACAAAGCCCGCACCCAGUGCCCUUCUCUGAGGCCACGUGAGGAAAUCGCAGGUACUUCAAGGAGGACUGCUGGAAUGAUUUGUGUCUUGAAAUGAAUGUCUGGCAGGGAUUUUCCUUGGGUUUUGAAAAAAAAAAAAUUUUUUUUUUUUUUUAAUAAAGAGAAUUGUGUUCAAUAUAUAAACUGAGAGUUUUUUUCCAAGAGAAUUCUGCGAGGUUUUCUGUUUGUUUUUUGGCCUUUUCCUUUCCUGCUUCUAGAGGAAGGCUCUAGCAAUAAGGGCAACAUGCAGCAGUGUCCUGGGAAUUAAAGGUUCACUCCACGGGUCCCUGCGCCAUUCGAGAGCUAUACUAAGGCCACAGGACACAGAUGAAAGCCAUUUCCUCGGGAGUUGCUUUUCUGCCAUGCUUACAGACUCUCCGUGCUUUCCCUUAGUCCUGCUUGAAUAAACUGUCGAUGUGAAAUGAUUUCCUUGGUUAUAACCACACAUGAUAAUGGGUUAGUUUGCCUAAGCCUGUGUUUAGACAAGUUCAAGACAAGCAUGUCUAAGAAGAAGCAUUUGAAAAUGAAGGCAACAAGAUCCUGCUUCAACUCCUUUUAUAAACGGCGGAAGAGAGCCACGUUGCUAGUUCAUCUCUAGGAUCCGAUCACCUUACUGAACUGACAUACUAACAAACAGCCGUUUGCACUCUCACCGUUGUAGAAGGAGCUCGUGUCAAGUGGUCGUCACUGAUGAGGAGAUGGUGCUCGACCCGGACGGUUGCAGUAUGCUGAGGGUUAGUAGAGCGAUAAUACUGCUGGAAAAUAACUAAAUUCAUAAUUAAAUGAACCAGUUUGUUUUUCCGU
Messenger RNA from Neofelis nebulosa (Clouded leopard), 3760 nucleotides. It is a transcript of the gene SHLD2, whose product is annotated as shieldin complex subunit 2. Lineage: Eukaryota; Metazoa; Chordata; Mammalia; Carnivora; Felidae. The coding region runs from base 187 to 2949 and encodes 920 amino acids. Gene Ontology annotation, biological process: regulation of double-strand break repair via homologous recombination. The record is from RefSeq and is a predicted model, not a curated record. Gene Ontology annotation, cellular component: nucleus; site of double-strand break. The transcript is spliced from 10 exons.